UGCCUUAGCGUUUAAAGAUGGAGUACAGACAGAGUGGAUGGUACGUAGAAAGGAAACAGCACCUUUGAAACGACAAACUGCAUCACGUUGCAAAUCAUGGUCACUGAAUCCUCUGGAGACCUAGUGAGUUGUUGAACGGACACCUCUAUGUGGAAUGAAUGAGAAGUUAUGAUAAACCUUGAACGAGGGAACAAGAAUUUUGCAACACUUCUCAUCAUCUUCGUGUCGAUGCAUUCAAACACUAUCGGAUGGAAAGUCGGGGUCAAGGACCAAGACAAGAUUUGUUACCUCUACACGCACCAGACUAAGACCUGUUUCAUACAGUCCCAGGUCAGUGGUUGGGUUGUCCUGCCGCUGCACCUGACGCCCACCACGGUGGCCGAUCUGACCACGCCCCUGGACAUAUCCUGGUUCCGGCGCGUCAAACUCCGGAACCGGCACGCGUUGGCCGUGGUGAACCUCUUGGAGGGAGGGCGCCCUCCUGAAUUCAUGUCACUCUCGGAUAACCGGACCGAUUUGACCAUCAGGAUUUUGUCUGAAUACGACAUGAGCCGAAACAGCUUCAAGGCGAGGGUCGGGAGCAAGGAAAACGGCGAUUACCAGAAUUUCGUCAUCGAGUCCGAACCCAUAGAAGUUGAAGAGCCCCAACCGGGCGAUUUCGUCGCUAUCAACACCGUAGAUUAUUUCACAAUCCCCGGGAGGGACGCUCACUUUGACUGGUCAAAAGAGGGCGCUCGCCACCUGCCCAGAAAUACUGGCAUAAGCCACGACGGCAAACGGCUGGUAAUACGGCAUUACGUCCCCGCAGAAGACUCCGGAGUGUUUGUAUGUGACGUGUACAGCCCUACAGACUACUUCAUAGCCGGGAGGCGAUUUGUCCUGGGAGGUGCAGGACACGCAGACGCUAACUUGGACACUCGAGGUUCUUCCAUCGGUCACACGCCGUACUCUCAAAAUCGACAGGGCAACGCCGCCCUCUACGAGUGGGAAACCUCGGGCGUGGAUUUUCCCUGGGUUGACGGUGAACCAGAUCUGGAUGUGGAUCCCUUGCACAUCGGUGAAAUCGUGCAUACCUUCAAGAACAAUGGAGAUAUCAACUACGCACUACAGGGAAGGACCCAAUACCUGGCAUGCCUACCUAGCAACAUGGCGCCUGUUGAUCUGACAAAGAUGGAUCCCAUUUUCACCUGGAGUAAACUAAAAGGCAGCGACGUCAUUCCAACCUUUGACAACGGCAGAUAUUUAACAAUUGAAGGCGGCAUCCUUCAAAUUUCCAGCGUGACACCAAAGGACUCAGGGAAAGUAGAAUGUAGGGUGACGUACCAUGACGUCACAGGCGAACCAAGAGUGAAAACCUAUUCCUACGGCAUUGAAGUGUAUACCCUACCAGACUUCGUGUAUUCGGUAUCAGCCGCGUACACCGCGGAUGACUGCGAUUCGGUUCAACGAAACGCGGUCUUCAAACAGCUCCUUGGAACCCAUCUCCAGUCGUCCAUCGUUGCGGGCGAUGCCUCCUAUGAGAUCACGGACUUUGUGGCAAUUUGCACCGGUGCGGUGGACGGCUCUUCCGGGAGAGUUGGCAGCGAGUCGGCCGAGGGCACCCGGCUGAACCUGGUGAGCUUCGACGUGACGGUGAGACACGCGGCGGUGUCAGAGUGCAGCAUGCCGUGCAUGGUGGGGGAAAUGGACAUCAAGACGAGGCUGGUUGGGCUGAAGUUGGGCGCAUUCUUCAGUCGGGAACUGGAAGAAGGACAGCACGGAUACGACUCCUCCCGUCUGAUUCCUGACUCGCUGCGUUUUUCGUUGAAGUAUCGCUGUGAGGAGGGCUACGGGCUGCACGCCUCCAUUUGUAUUGCUUGCCCGCCGGGGUCGUACAGCAAACAAGGCAGCGCAAAGUGCUCACAAUGCCCAGUAGGCAGGUACCAACCAGCAUAUGGUGCCGUGGAUUGUAUCGAUUGCCCAGCCCGUGAAUUCACCCUCUGGUCCGGUGCGGUCUCCGUUGAAGAGUGCCAAGUGAAGACUGUCCUUCUGUGGUCUUUGAUGGGAGUGUUCGGUCUGAUGGCGCUGUCUGGCCUGAUAGUGUUGGUCAUACUGUACAGAUUCGGGAAGCGCUUACAUAAGGCCGAGGGUCAGGGUGCCACUGAGGUUGCGACCGUGGCCAAGCAAUCGGACACCAAGGCAAUGAAAGAUGUCGCUAAGAAACCGGCUCGUAAAGUGACCAAGUCAAAGAAGUAUUCGUUGAUAUCUAACAUCUCUAGUCCUGCCCUCCAGAGUGAGCUAGAAUCACUAUUAGAAUCCAGCGGUAAAGACGACAGUGAUGUAGAGUCGCAACAAGAGGGCGCAGCAACAAUUUUUCGCCAGACUGGUCGUCCAGAAGAAGUUCCCGAUGGCACAAAAUACGAAUUGCAGGAGCAAGAUACGAGCCUGCAUCACGCGGUGCAGAAGGGCAAUAUUGACAAGACCGGCGGUGCAACGAACCAAAAUAACACAACAAUCUCUCAACUUCCAGGCAACUUUGAGCUUGUUUAUCAGCGGCAAAAAGAGCCGUGUGAUCAGCUCUCUCGUUCGCAAGUGGCCACUGAGCAUGGCAGGAAUGAAUGGCAACGUUCAGCACACCCAUCUUUCCACGAUUCGUUUAGGGACAAAACACUCCAAGAAUCUGCAAUGCCACACACUGAUUCAUAUUCAAAUGCGAAUGUCUCUUCCGAGAAGCCAUCUCACACGCGAAUGAGUUUGACCAAACUGCCCCUCGAAACGCAGCUUGAUUUCCUGUCUCAGCGAGCGUUUACACCGAGGACUGGAGAAGCUCACUUUACUCAUAAACAUUCUUCUCGACAGACUAACAUUAUAUCCCCCAACUCACCACCAAAUCCUCAUACUUCAUUUCCAUCUCAUCGGCAAUUCACACUCCAAGACAGCUUCCAGAUGGAGACAUACCCGUCAACCACUCUCAGUGAUCAUCCCGAUAUCAAUUUUAGACCAUCUGAUAUUCAAAGACAGACCUCUGUAGCAAGCCCCUCUCAGGUCCCUACAGCGAGCCGUGGAAGUAGCACUUUACCACCAAGAAGGAGAGAACCGUCAUUUGGUUCUGCCAGCCCCGAUUCUCCAGCGAGUAGCCGUUCCAGCAGUAACUCUGACCUCACACGAUCCUCUGCUGUGCUCGCUGAUUUCUCCGAUGAGAUAUAUUCGGAGACUGAAAUCGGGACCUACAUUGUCGAAGGAGACCACCUUCCACCGGAAGAGGAAAGUCGCCGAUCCUCACCGAUUCUUCAUCCAAAUUUGUCUCCAGGAAGAAGCUCCGUUGCGGCACUGAUUGCGUCUUAUCACGCGUUAUCUCAAAGAGGUCCAAGUCAUACUCCUUCACAGGUUGAUCGAAUUUUAGAUCUAUCUAGUGCUGCAAGUUCUAGCCCUAGCUCAUCAAAAACAACUUCACUGACCGGAAAACACGACACAGAUGUCAACAGAGUGGUCUCUGAGAGCGCUACCCGGAUUACAUACUCCGGAGAGCAGAUUUUGCCAAGCAUAUCUAGACAUAGAGCUCUACCACAUCAUUUACAGCCUGCGACCUCUGGGAUAGUUGGUGCAACCCCAGUACCCUCCCCUCCAAGAACUCCGCAAAGAGAACAGUCGAAAAUUUUCACUCCCGCUAUUUCAUCUGCUACGGCUACGCCAAUUGAUAGUCCCCCAAUGUCUCCUACGACUGUUACAAGAGACCUUGAUCAGACUGUAAGUGAGUACACUCAAAGAGCAACAUCACCUCGAGAUCAGCUCACAAUUCCCCCUUCCCCUCCAAGAAUGCCUCCAGAGAGCCUGGCAAGAGCUUCCACUCCUUCUCAAACUAAGGAACUUUCUUCCUCACUAUCCUUACAGGAAAGCAGGUAUACCCCUCAAAGACCCCCGUCACCCGUACGUGCUCCAUCGAUACAACUCCCUCAGAUAUCUCCCAAGGAGUCGUUGAUGACCAGGAGGUCCUCACUCAUGACAACCCCGUCAGGUAGACCAGUGAACCCCUUCAAACUGCAACGACUUAGAAGGCAGUCUUUAGAAGGGCAAAACUCCUCACACCUCACCUCCACAUUAUCUGCAGCGCCUCACUUUGAAAGUUCGUCCUCGGUUCUACCUCGGCAUCAGUUGGACACACCACUUGUAGCACCUCAUAGUGUUGUAUCUUCCUCUGCAACCCACUCAACUAAUGUUGUUUCUUCAAUAAAUAGGAUUCCUUCUGAGAAUUUAGCACCUCCUUCCAUUCCAGCUCCUCCUCCGAUGACGCCAUCCACAAUCGCUCCUCCUUCCCAAACACCAGCGAUGCCCCCACCUCCCGCUCAUUUAGCUCCUUCUACCAGCCCCACCCAUCCAGUCAGCGCACCUCCUCCUCACUCCGGCGGUGUCCUCCCUCCCUCACCUCCGCCUCCCAUCAGUGCUUUGCCACCACCAGGAGGACCUCCGUUAGCCCCACCUCUCUCAACGGCCCUACCCACCGCGACUACUGCUGCAACUGCGGAUACAGAUGCGGAGUCUCCCGCGAGCCAGUCGAGUGCCCCUCCACACCCCGUGGCAGCUCUAAUCGAUCAGGAAUUUGAGGGCGAGAAAGGCCCCAAGUCCCUCACGUCCGAACCGGUGAAGGGGUGGUCCGGGGAAAACAUUUCUGCAAGUACGCCGACGACAGCGGUACUGGGGAGUGUAUCGACGCCCCCAGCUGGUACCGUACCUGCCCCGCCACCUCCUCCACCCCCACCGCCUUUGCUUGAAGAUUGAAAUUUACUAUGAUAAAGUCAGUUGAAGACGUACAAUUUGAGACCCAAAGCGUAAUAUCUAUCUUGUUGAAGUGAGGAUUUAAUCGUCAUGUGAUGUAAUGAUUGCAUUUUUAUUACAUCAUAACAAAUGAAAUUGCCUUCAAGGCAGGACUUUUAUGAAGAGAAUUUCUUUUCUUUUGUAGACGCUCGCAUAACAUCAACAAUAAUUAAAGAGAAAAGCCUUCUUAUCAAAAAUUGCAUUUUUUCACAUGUUGAUGAAUCUUUCCCCACAAACAAAGACACGUUUCACUGAAACCAGGGCCCAGGAUUUCUGUCAAUGAAUAGAUAAAACUGACCAUGUUAACAUAACAUAUUCAAAUUUUGAUGAACAAAAAACAGUAGUUAUGAUUACCAAAAAUAAAACUUGCACGGAAUGGGUCACCACAUUAAUGCUAUCAGAAAAUUGCCUUGUACGUAUAGCCCUCGCAAUGAUAAGAACUGAUUAAAAGAAACCCAAAAUGAGUUCUCCGACAUUACCUACGGAUUAAAGACACCUCCUUAUUUCUCUUUACUGCACCUUUAAAAGUUGGGUUAAACCAUUCAAAUUUAAGUCACUGAACUUAAGACGUAACUACAUAAAAGAACAAUGCCCCAAACCAGCUAUGCGUAUCAGGCCUUUAUGGCUAAAAAAAUCAAUGUAUGGAUUUAAAAAGAGAGAAUUAUAAAAAGUCUUAGACCAGAAAAA
Messenger RNA from Acanthaster planci (crown-of-thorns starfish), 5478 nucleotides. RefSeq lists its product as uncharacterized. Gene Ontology annotation, biological process: acrosome assembly; binding of sperm to zona pellucida. Gene Ontology annotation, cellular component: acrosomal vesicle; zona pellucida receptor complex; extracellular region. NCBI's taxonomy places the organism in Eukaryota, Metazoa, Echinodermata, Asteroidea, Valvatida, Acanthasteridae. The record is from RefSeq and is a predicted model, not a curated record.